This is a messenger RNA of Mercenaria mercenaria, 2998 nucleotides long. Its product is annotated as low-density lipoprotein receptor-related protein 2-like. NCBI's taxonomy places the organism in Eukaryota, Metazoa, Mollusca, Bivalvia, Venerida, Veneridae. The record is from RefSeq and is a predicted model, not a curated record. The transcript is spliced from 16 exons. Gene Ontology annotation, molecular function: calcium ion binding. Bases 140 to 2662 code for a protein of 840 amino acids.
AUAAAAUCUUCCUUUUUAGAAUAUAUUUUGUUGAAUCUAAUUAAAAGUUUGAGAGUGAAUUCUUGUUUAAAGAUAAACGAUAAAGCUGUGUUAUUUAUAUUCGGAUAUAUAGAUUGCUUUCUGCAGAUACCUGACGCCCAUGGAUAGGUACGCAGCUGCUCUACUUGUGAUCGGGAUGUAUGCUUGGUGUUAUGGUCAAAGUGCAGUCGAAAGUUCUUGGCCAAACGAACAUGGUCUGAUAUUUACCAUGUCAAACAGAUAUGGUUGGCAGCAAUUGAAAGAUAAACUGCGCCAUCUACCGACUUAUCCAGGUUAUGAAAAUUUUUCGGGUCGCGUUCCUGGUGUUAACUUUUCAAACCCCGAUAUUCACUUCCGCAGUAUUGAUGUGGAUUACAGAACAAAAUGUAUUUAUAUGUAUGAAUAUCAUCUAAGGUCAAUAGUGGUUGGAACAGGUUACAGUAAAGAUCUGAAUAAUAGCAACAUGGAAUUUAAAAAUAUGCACGUUGGAGUGUCAAGAGGGAAUAUCCAAGUAGCGGUAGAUUGGCUGUCGCACACGGUGUACUGGACCGAUUCAGUGUUUCGGUGGAUUCUAGCAGCACCUGGUCAGAAAAACAAGACCGAUAUGGAUUAUUAUAAAGCUAUUGUUGACACUCAUCUUGAUAAUCCUGAUGGUUUAACAGCUGACCCACUUGAAGGGUAUCUCUUUUGGUCAGAUAAUGGAAAACAUCCUAAAAUAGAACGUUCAGACUUAAUGGGAAAGAGCCGACACACGAUCUAUUCCAAGUAUUUAAAGUCACCGCUCGCUCUGGAGGCAGACAUAUUCGGAAAACGGAUUUAUUGGAUUGAUUCAAUACUAGGAUCGAUAGUGUCAACCACCUAUAAUGGGGAAGAUGUCAUAUCGAUCCAGAGGUUUCCAUAUUCAAUGUUAUUUGAUUUGGCAAUAUUUAGGGAGGUUAUAUAUAUCAGUAAUGUUGUUACUGGUAACUUGUCUACUCUAAACAAAACCAAAGGUAUACAUUUGGGUAAACAAGAGGCAGCUACUAUAAACAUUUUCCCAGAACUUAUCUAUGGUAUAGCCGUAUACGGAGAUGAAAAUCAACCUCUAAAAGAUAAAGAUUAUUGCGCCGAGAAGAACUGUGAUCAUUUAUGUAUAUCAACAAAAACUGGUGCAGAAUGCGUAUGUUCUGAGGGAUACAAGAAAAAUGAAACCAGUGGCAAAUGUCAAGAAUUCAAUGAAGGCUUUCUCAAAGCAAUUGUUGUUGCAAACAGGACCCAUAUAUGCUUAACAGACAUUCGCUCAUUUGUAAAAGCAGAGUACGAUUACCUGUGCAAAUUUACGAGUACUCCUUCCCCAGCAAGAAGGAAGAAGAGACAAGCUUUGACAUCGACAAUGCCAACUGCAAGUACUACAACGGCAAGGCCCAGUUUAACACCGUGGCCUACACCUUCUACAACAACUAUGACAUCACCUAUGUCGGACUCUUUAUCAACAGAUCAGGCUGAAAAUGAAGCACCAAUCGGCUUCAUCAAAAUGUUUGACAUGGACAUGGAGAACAGAAUCUUCUUUUUCGCCACAGAGGGCAAUACAAUAUAUAAAAGACCUAUAGAUUUGCCGAUUGAGAACAAUGUAAAGGAAACAAUCGUUAAAACGACUGGAAUCAUAACUGGUCUUGCUUAUGACGCAGAGGACACUGACAAUUUGUACUGGUGUGAGUCUAACACAGAUAGCGUUUGGGUUGUAAACGUUGAAACCAAGGUGUCUAAAGUUAUCAGCAACACAAUUUCAAAUCCGAAAUAUAUCUUAGUUCUUUUAAAACACAGAAUGUUAGCAAUGAUAGCAGGAGCGGAUAGAGACAUGUAUAUCAGAACAAUGGCCAUGGACGGUUUAAAUGUAAAAAACAUUACACGUGGAAAACAGUUGAUUUCCGCAUUUACAUUUGAUAGUCAUAAAAACUUGUUCUACUACAUUGUGGGAAGAUACUUGUACAGUACAUCAUAUAAUACAGGGAGUACAAAUUUAAUCUUCCGUUCAGUACACACCGAUGCAUUUAACCUUUUUGUCUAUCAAAAUUACUUAGUUUGGAUUCAUCCUACAAACACAGGAGGUCAUUAUGUAAAUUCAUAUGACAUCGACUCCAGAAAGAGCCUUAGGCAAUUUCUUAUGGACGGGAUCCUUGGAACCACCUCUGUUGAUAUUGUAGAGAUGGAAGUUUUAGACAAACGUCUUCAGUCAACAAAUAUAACAAGUCCAUGUGCAUACGAAGAUGGUGGGUGCUCUCAAAUAUGCAUAACACAUUACACCAAUGAUGAAAUGACACCCGUUUGCGAAUGCCGUCUAGGAUAUAUCCUUGAUAAUGAUAAUGUUACCUGUAAUUCAACUAUUAUAGACGAUAACUUUCUGCUUGUGGCUGAUUGGACAAAUAAUGAGUUACUUCAAAUAAGCCUGGAAAAUGGUAACAUCAGUGCCGUGCCAAACUUGAAUAAAUAUCGUGAUGAGUAUAGAGGUGUCUUCAUUGAUGUUGGUACAAAGAAAAUAAUAUGGUCAGAAUAUUUUAGAAACUACAUAUACACCGCCAAUUUGGAUGGAACAAACCAGCGGGGAAUAAGUGGUGGUAUAGUUUAUGCAAAAUCUUGCUCUUUUGUUUUACUUAAUCGUAUUUAAAAGAAUACUGUUAUGAAGAUUUCUUGUUUAUUUUUUGUUUGUUUGGGUUCAACGGAGGUUUUCAACAGCCAUACAUACGUUAUUUAUAAAAACUAUGAAGUAAUAUAGUCAUAAAUAUCAUACACAUUCCAUCGUUCUUCAAAUACUAUGGUAAUAUUAUAGAAAGAUAUAUCUUUAAUUAUAGAAUAUUUUUGUCAACCUCGUGGAUUAGAAAACGCGUUGCGGUGUAGCAAUUUUUCAUGUGAGACAGUCAUCCAGCUGGUUCGGUGGUCCAGCCCGGGUUCCAGCCCGUGCCUGUUAUAUGAUCAGGUUUUAAUAGGUGUCUUCCACCAACGU